Molecule: messenger RNA, 535 nt
Organism: Pogonomyrmex barbatus (red harvester ant)
Lineage: Eukaryota; Metazoa; Arthropoda; Insecta; Hymenoptera; Formicidae
Gene: mre11
Product: double strand break repair nuclease mre11
Biological process (GO): mitochondrial double-strand break repair via homologous recombination; double-strand break repair via homologous recombination; mitotic G2 DNA damage checkpoint signaling
Cellular component (GO): Mre11 complex; nucleus; site of double-strand break
Molecular function (GO): manganese ion binding; single-stranded DNA endonuclease activity; 3'-5'-DNA exonuclease activity
Source: RefSeq, a predicted model, not a curated record
AUCAAAUGAAAAGAACCAUUGAAUAUGUACGAGCACAAAAUACUGAAACAACCGAAGAUAUUCGCGCAGAAAUUAAAAAUUUCCGCGAUAAGAGACUUUCUGAAGAUCAACAGGAGCAAGAUAAUGUUCUAAAAGCCCUAACAAUCAACAAGCAUUCACAAAUAAGUUCUAGAAUUGGAGAGCAUUCUCGUAAUGCUGAUGUAACAAUUGAAAAUGAUAGUGAUGAAGAUAAUUUCAGUUCCAUAUUAUCGACCAAGACUAAAGAGAGGGGUAGGGGUAGAGGUUCAAGAGGUGGCAGAGGAUCUAGAGGAGGCAAAGAAAAAUCUAAUGAAGGGAAUGCAUCUAUUAUAAAAAUGCUGAAUUCUAGAAGUGCGCAGUCAAAGAAAACUCGUGAUCAAUAUAUUGUAAUAAGUGAUUCCGAAUAAUAUAUGUUAUAUUAGAAAACUAUAUAUGUAUGUAUCUACACAUACAAAAGUAAGUAGAUUAUAUUCUUUUUUAUAUACAUAGAUGAACAUUAUUUUGUAUACAUAUAAAA